Molecule: messenger RNA, 1135 nt
Organism: Parasteatoda tepidariorum (common house spider)
Lineage: Eukaryota; Metazoa; Arthropoda; Arachnida; Araneae; Theridiidae
Source: RefSeq, a predicted model, not a curated record
UCAGAAAACUCAAAGAAAAACUUCCGGACCGGCACUUCGUAGACGACCUGGUACGAAAUCGGACAUGAUUUUUGGAACAUGGAAUGUUAGAACAUUAUAUAGAGGAGGUGCAGUGAAAAAACUAACUGAUGUUUUCUUGGAGUACAAAUUAGAUGUACUGGCUGUUCAGGAAAUGAGGUGGACUGGAAGUGGAGUAAUGGACAAGCGAAAUUGCAGUAUCUACUAUAGCUGCCACGACAGACUACACCAAUUUGGAACAGGUUUCAUCGUCAACAAAAGAAUCAGAGACAAAGUGAUUGAAUUUAAGCCAGUGAAUGAAAGAAUUUGCAGAAUACGAAUCAAAGGAAGAACGCAUAAUAUCUCAAUUAUUUGUGCCCAUGCCCCCACGGAGGACAAGGCGGAUGAAGUUAAGGAUGGAUUCUAUGACCUUCUAGAAAAGACACAAAGUGAAUGCUGUUCAAAUGAUGUGAAACUGCUCAUGGGCGAUUUCAACGCAAAGAUUGGCCACGAUACAAACAUGAACAGAUUUGCUGGAAAUGAAAGCCUACAUGAAGAGACAAGCAAAAAGGGCAUCCGACUUAUUAACUUGGCCAUUUCUACAAACAUGGUAAUAGGGAGUACAACUUUUAAACACAAAAACAUACAUAAAGCCACCUGGAGAUCCCCAGAUGGAUUAACCCAAAAUCAAAUAAAUCACAUACUUAUUGAUUUAAGACAUAGAAGCAGUCUUCAAGACGUUCGAACAUACCGCGGUGCAAAUGUGGACUCCGAUCACUUUUUGGUAGCCUCAAAAAUACGUCACAAGGUAAAUAGAUAUUAUCAUAAAAGGAGAGAUAAUAACGACAAAAGGAUUGACAUUGAGCAGCUAAAGAAGACAGAGGUAAUGAAAGAGUUCCGAAAAGAACUAAAAAGCAAGAUUGAAUCGAGUGUCGAAACUGAGACUGUGGAGACUGCGUGGCAGUCUCUUAAACAAACCAUAAUUAAUGCGUCUGAAAAAACAAUACCAGAAAUGGAAGGAAAGAAAACCACCUCUUGGUUUGAUGAAGAAUGCUGUGCCAUUACGAAAAAGAAGAAUGAAGCGUAUAAAUCCAUGAUCCAGAAACGCUACACUAGGCGCGCAGAAGAAACAUAUUAA